This is a messenger RNA of Melanotaenia boesemani (Boeseman's rainbowfish), 5147 nucleotides long. RefSeq names its product purine nucleoside phosphorylase 6 (gene pnp6). Gene Ontology annotation, biological process: nucleoside metabolic process. Gene Ontology annotation, cellular component: cytoplasm. The transcript is spliced from 6 exons. The record is from RefSeq and is a predicted model, not a curated record. Gene Ontology annotation, molecular function: purine-nucleoside phosphorylase activity. NCBI's taxonomy places the organism in Eukaryota, Metazoa, Chordata, Actinopteri, Atheriniformes, Melanotaeniidae. The coding region runs from base 660 to 1532 and encodes 290 amino acids.
UGUUUUUUAGUCAUUUCGGUAAUGAUAAUAAUUAAUACUAAUUGAGUUUAUUAUAUCUUGUGUCUUAUACCACGAUUGUUAUGUCUGUCUUGUUUUUCUUUCUUUUUUUCAUUCUCAUUUUCAUGAGUCAGCACUUUUAAUUGUUGUAGGCUGUGUGAGAGACAGAAAAGGGAGGGUGCAGUACGACCAUUUGCAAAGGCAUAUAUGCACAGCUCUCUGGGAUUUUUGAUGUAUAGCCUUAUGACUUACUCUAUUUUGGCAUUUAUUUAUGAAUGUUUACGAGCAUCUUUAGUUGUUGGCUACUCAUACAAGAGAUAUUCACUCCCUGUGUUCCCCUCUGUUUCCCUCUCACAGUUUUAUCCCCUCUCAGUUCCCAAACCUGUCACUUCCAGUGAACGGAUCAGUGAGUUGCCCAGCCUGGUAGAAAAUUGGAUUUAGCAUUCUUCAAAGAGACCGGCAGUCUGUGUAGGACCCGCCUCUUCGCCCUACAGUAUGUGCCGUGACGUCAGCGCGUAGCAUGACCUCCGCUGCUCUGUCCAUCUCAGUAGAACGUCUGUCAUCCGCUUAGUAACCACCGUGGUAACCACCGUGAACUCCGUACGGGAAGGGCCUGUCAAAAACAACAUAAACGGCGCCUUAUCAGCAGAUCACCAUCCGAUAUGGAAACGGCCGUCUCGUCCUCCAGCCAGUGCGGGUACAGUUAUGAAGAGUACAAGGAGACAGCAGACUGGCUGUUGGCCCACACUGAGAAGCGUCCUAAAGUGGCAAUCAUCUGUGGUUCAGGUCUGGGCGGUUUGGCUGAACUGCUGGAAGACAAGAAUGUGUUCCAGUAUGAGGAUAUUCCACGUUUCCCCACCAGCACUGUCCCGGGACAUGCAGGUCGGUUGGUGUUUGGGAGACUACAGGGCUGCGAGUGUGUUUGCAUGCAAGGGCGUUUCCACUUCUACGAGGGCUACAACAUGCACAUGGUGACAUAUCCAGUGCGAGUCUUCUUCCUGUUGGGUGUGGAAACUCUGAUUGUGACAAAUGCAGCAGGAGGGCUCAAUGGCACUUAUAGUGUGGGAGACAUUAUGCUCAUUAAGGAUCAUAUCAACAUGCUAGGCUUUGCUGGGCAAAACCCUCUCUGUGGGCACAAUGAUAAGAGGUUUGGAGUGCGUUUCCCUUGCAUGUCUGAUGCGUAUGACCGAGAUCUGAGAGCCCUGACCAAGCAGACAGCAAAGGAGCAGGGCUGCGACAACUUCCUGCAGGAAGGCAUUUACUGUAUGCUGGCUGGACCAACAUAUGAGACCAUUGCAGAGUGCAGAGUCCUGCAGACACUCGGGGCUGAUGCCGUAGGUAUGAGCACAGUCCCAGAGGUGGUGGUGGCCCGUCACUGUGGCAUUCGUGUCCUGGGUUUAUCCCUCAUCACCAACAAGGUUGUAACAGAUUAUGAGAGCAAUGAGAGGGCGAACCAUGAGGAAGUGCUGAAGACCACUGAGCGCCGGACCCAGGACCUUCAGAGGCUUGUCAGUCACCUGAUCAAUAAACUGUAGCAACUUCAUCUAAGAUCUGUUUGUAAAGUUUCCAGUCCUACUUUGUUUUCUCUAGUGAUUGGAUAAUUUUAGCUUUGAACAAAAGUUGAGAAGUAUGUGCAGAUGGUGAGUGGUUAAUGUUGAAGGGAUAGGUUAUUAUAAAAAAUAAGGUAACGUGGUGAACUACAAAGCUAUAAGAUACCGAGUAUAAAGAGAAAAAUAUGAUGAAUUUAACUUAGAAGCAUUCAUAGUGGAUGAGUUUUGUUGCUGGUUUAGGACUCAGUCAUGGACCCUCAGCUAUAGCUUAACACAGCUUUAAAACUUAAAGUACAAAAUAUAGCCGUUAGCCACUGCUCUGAAUUAUUUUGGGUUCUUAGUAAUUGUUUUUAUGCAUUUUGAUUUUGGUACUUGUUGACUUAACACAGCCCAAAACUUUUGGACUGAUAAUAAUAAUAGUUAUUAGAGCCUAUAAGACACUUAUUAAGAGUAACACCAGACUGACAACCUAUAUUUUUUCUGUCAUUCCUGUUUAAAGGUUUCAAGAACAUUUUAUUGUCAAACCAACAGGCUGUAUAUAAAAACUUGUUUCCACUCCAGUGGCUUCAUAUUCUGCAGUUUCAUCAGAACUCCUCUAUUCACAAAUGAGCACGGCAGCUUUUAGUAUCAGUUCUCAAUAUGCUGGUAAACAGUAAAAAAAAGGGCUUUUCCAGCUAAAUAGCUACAAAGAAGGCAAAUAUUUUUAACCAAAUUACAAUCUUUUCCUAAAACUCACAAAAUAUUUUUUAUUAUCCUAAAGAAUUAUUUUAUGAUACCUAAAACAAAGUAGUUGUAGUACUUCACUCUAACCAAAUAUCAAAGCAAAAUUAAAGAACAAGAAUGAAAACAAGGAAAUUAAAGUACAGUUGUGCCGAUUUAUUGUCAGUGAGAGGGCUUAUAUUUGUGAGUCCACUGACUUUUCCCUACCUCCCCUCCAGCUGCCUUAAAUAAUGAUUUUUGCAGCAUUUCCCAGUGGUGUCUAAUAUUGCUUCAACUUGCAUGUCAGGAGCCCAAAAUAUACACUGGUUUGAAUCUCAAAGACAAGAUAAAUUUGAUUAAAAAAACAACUGAAUUUGACUCGUUUGGAAUGAGAAAAAUUUAGCAUUGCCCAUGGGUUCAAGAACUGCUGAUUUGAAAUGUAAAUUUCAGCAUUUCACUCCACUCUCCUCAUCUUUGUUUUUUAUUUGGUUUUAUAGAAUUUAGAAUGGAUAGUACCACAAUGAUCAAAAAGUGUGCAUUUAACUAAUGACACCAUUAAAAAAAUACAUAGAAUUGUGCUUUAAUGCACUUUCUCAGGAUUUAUGUCUAAGGACUAGUGACUACAUCUAUCUUUUAUAAUCAGUUAAUUUCAUUUUCAGGUGACAUUGGUGUUGUCUGCCACCAUAUUCAAUAGUGAUGUCAUAGGACACUAACACACCCUGCAGUAUUAAUCUACCUCAUUACUGCGAGGUUACUUAACACAUAGAGUGUAGAUAGAACAGGAUUUUCUCUAAUAACAAGUAGUGCAUGUCAAAUAUUUCUGUAACACUGGUUUAGGGCAUGUGGAGAAAGCAGAUCUUUUUUCAUAAUGACAGUUACUGAGCAUGACUAAAUACUGAGGAUGACCUACUGAUUUUUGUGUUUUUGUUUGAAUUUUAAUCAGGUAUUAUCAGAGUUCAGAUCAUGAUGUACAAUACUAGUAUACCAUUCCAUUAUUCUAUUUACUCCUCUCUCAGAGACUCCAUGUCAAGUUUCAAUAACAGUGAUAAGAAUAUAGUUGUAGCUAUUUCACCUUCACUGCUAUAUAUUUCUAUCCUGACGCUUGUGCUGCAGGGUGGUUUUAGUGGUGUCUUAGUUGAUCAGCAGGGAAAAUGUUAGACAUCUCUGGCUUAAUCUGCAUAUCUGAGUAUAUGCAAACGUUAUAAUGAAUGUAAGAAGAUUUUAUACUACUGAUGCUAAUGAACACACACUUUUACAUGAUUAUGAUGUGAUGAGCAGCAUGUUUCUCUUUCUGAUGUAGACUCACCAAGCCAUUUAAUCUCACAUUAAGAUCAUAGUCUGUCACUGAGCUUCAUUUUCUGUACUGACUGUAUUGUAUGCUAUAUAGGUUGGGCAACUUUCAUAACUAAAUGCAUCAUCUACAUCUUUGAAAUGUAUUUAGAACACAUUAGCCUAAACCCAGUAAUUCCCCUUAGUCCUUGGUCCUGCUGCUUUGUAUCACGUGCAGACACUUAAGUUAUAUAGAGUCCCUUCUGUUUUGGGGCUCAAGCCAUAUUUGUCAUGUCAUUCAAUUCAUGUCAUCCCCCUACACCCCUGGUGAAUUAUUAGAUGAUCACAGCAACUUGUGCCCAAGCUCAGUUUCAACCCAUGGCCUCAUCAUUUGGCCCUAUCUCUAAAUUAUGCAGAAGUAAGGUGGCCCUUUCCUUUGAGUAAUCCUGGAGUAAUGUUCAUCUACAUCCUCAAUUGUGAUAUUAGGAAACAUUUGGAUGGCUAGAUAACCAUGACUCCUUGAUAUGGAAAAGAGAGAGGACACUAUACUCUGUACUAUCUGUAUAAAUGAAAAGAAGAAUAGUAGUCCCAAGUGGCAUGGCCAAGGAGGUAACUGGGGUUUGGCUAAGGUGGAAAACUAGGAUUGGAACACUGUGUGCUUACGGACAGACCAUAACAUGUUUCUUGAGAAGGAAAUGCAUUACUGCCAACUCAGACCAAUAAUUAUGAUAGCUGCUAUUUACAGAGAAUAUAGUGCUUGCUAUUAAAACUGCACAAAAAAAGAAUUAUUUUCCUAUUAAUUGAUGUUGCUUUCCACUUAGAUUAGAAAAGAGUUUAUAUGUAGAAAACAAUAUAUAUUAUUUAUUUAUUAGUGAAAAAGUAACUAAUUUAAUUAUUUUAAAUCUAAUCCUAAAAGCUUGUCCAAUAAUAAAGGAUAAAGCUCCUAAUUUUACUGGACUCACAAAUCAACACAAAUCAACAGAUGUUUAUUAAUCUAGUUAAUCACUAAAGACAUAAUCUGAUUUGGCACGAAUACCUGAAGUCAAAAGCUAAUUUUAGUCAAACAGUUGUGAUUUAUGCCAGUUUAGCUGCGGCAUUUGGUUGAGUUUUACCCUAAGAGACCACAACACUGCAAUAUCAGGCAGAGAUAUAAUACCUGGACCUGCAGUUUUCAAUCUGCUCUGCACUGAACCACUUGCCAGAUUCCCUUGGCCGACUCAUUCAUUAAAGUAGAAAAGGUCAGAUAAAUCUAAGAUCAGCAGUCCACUUCAUUGGCCAUUUGCAUCAGUCAGAGAGUCAAGAUGCUAAUGGAAGACUUAAGGCCUAAUUCUGCUUCAUUCCAUUUGUUUGUUUUAUCUUCUCCCAAAAUUUUCAUUUCCAAAAGGCCUAAAAGUAUGUAUGACUUACAUGGGUGCUAUUUUCUGUACACAAAUGACUCUGUUGUCUAAUCUUCCUAAUGUUUGUACUACUUUUUGCCUGAAUAAGGAUUGAUUUUCAUAUCCAGUUUAAUCAUACUUACUGUAUCUAGGUCUCAGGUUGAAACCAAGUACACUUAUAUAAUAACGUACAUAAUAAAGCAAUUAAUUUUCAUGCCAAAUGUUGCUGCUGUUAAAUAAAAAAAACUACAGAUGA